UCUAUGUCUAUGAUCAUUAUCUUAACCUGUAAAAGACGUUAAGAUUAAAAAAUCAAAAUAAUGUACGUUUUUGGCGGUUCUUUAAAAUACUGAAUAGUUUAAGGUUCACAAUAGCUUUUAAGUAAAAUAAACAGGCCAUGGAACCUAUCAGUCCGGAAAACACUAUCCGAAAGUAUUGCAACAUCAGUUGUACAGAUGUGCCGUUAGAAUUGCUUGAUAAAUUUGCCGCAAGAGCCCAUUUUCGUAAAUUUGGUCAUAUCGUUAGAAUACAUUUAAGGCCAAAGAGUAGAUCUUGUCAGAUAGAAUAUACGAAUCAAGAAAGUGCACAACUAGCUAGUUUUGCAGGAAACGAAUACAAUGGAGAAGAAUUUAAUAUUGUUUGGGGCGCUGAACCUUUUGCAAAAAAGAAGCCACUCAGAAAAGACCCUGACCCUGAUUGGACACCUGAUGAUCCCGAAGUUAAAGCUGAACUGGAAGCAAUGGGUACACUUUAUCCCAAAAAAAAUACACCACGUAUUGUAAAAGGUAGAUCCUCUGAUUUACAAGAUAGUGAUCCUUCCAAGAAGGUUAAAAGAAAGUGGCAGACUGAUACUUCAUCAAAAGAUAAAGUCAGUAAAAGAGCAAGUGGAAAAAUAACUAGCACCAAAAAGCCUACUAAAAAGAAACUGACAACAGAACAUCUGGAGCUGUUAAAAAUUAUUAGAAUGCCUGCAUUUACCACUGAAGAAAAAUAUAAAGUAUUAGAUUCCAGAGAUAAACUCAUUCGACUACAUACAAAGAAACAAUCAGAUUUGUCCAAGGCAAAAGUUACAAUAGGGGUCUGCCCUGAUAUGUGUCCUGAGAAGGAAAGAUUGAUGAGGGAAGUUCAACAUCAGGUUGCAAUCUAUGAACAAGGGGCAAAUGGAAAAGGUAUGAAUCCAAAUCUAGCUGUGAAACAGUACUCUCGUAGUUCAGCUGAUCAAGAAGUCCCUUUACCACAUGAACUUCGACCUGUUCAUGUGUUACAACUGACCAUGAACUACCUAAUGCACAAAAUCAUGGAUUUGUGCGACUUAUCAGAUGUAAACAUAGGUGAGUGGUACCAUUUCUUGUGGGACAGAACACGUGGGAUUCGAAAGGACAUAACACAGCAAGAGUUGUGCUGUUUGGGAUCAGUUGAAUUAGUAGAACAGUGCGCUAGAUUUCAUAUUCAUUGUUCAGCUAGACUUGCAGGAGAAGAACCUUCCAUUUUUGAUCAAAAAAUUAAUACCGAAAACUUAACGAAAUGCUUGCAAAGCUUAAAGUAUAUGUACCACGAUUUGAACUUGAAGGGCAUCAGAUGUCCCCACGAACCUGAAUUUCGGGCCUAUAUCAUUCUUUUAAACCUAAACGACGGAAAUUUUAUGUGGGAGGUACAACAGCUUCAUUGGGAGAUACAAAAGUCACCAGAAGUAAAAUUUGCAAUCCAAGUAUAUUCUGCAAUAGACAAGAACAACUACGUACGAUUUUUCAAGCUUGUUAAGACUACCACGUACUUGAAUGCUUGUAUUCUGCUUCGAUAUUUCGUCCAAGUGAGGUUAAAAGCUUUAAAAACGAUAUUGAAGUCGUAUUCUCCUAGAGCCCCCUACACACAAUUUCCUCUGCAGGAAUUAAUGAAGAUUCUUGCAUUUGAAAACAUUCUGUCGGUUGUGGAAUUUGUCGAAUAUUAUGGAUUAAAAAUUAACGAAGAAACUACCCAUGUUAUCCUGGACAGGAAAUCCUUCUAUUCACCUGAAUUACCUUUCGCUCUAGAUCGUGCAGUUAAUGUUGUAGAAUCUAAACGACGUUGGACAGUCGGCGAGACAGUCUUUGGAGGAGCUCUACCUCAACCACUCUAUUCUGAUCACAUUCCUCAUAAUAGUUUCAAUGAAGAGGGCUUUUUAACCGAAUCGAAAGAACUGUUGGACGAAUUCAAGGAAGCUGAGUUGGAAACACAAGCAAGUGAAAAGAUCGAUACAACAGAAAAGCCGGCACCAGAAAUAAAAGAACGACCUAAAAAUGUUUUUGCAAAUGUCCCUAACCCGGAGGUGACUGAAAGAAAAAGCACAAAUAUUUUUGGUACAGUUUCUUAUCUGAAAGAACCCAGUACGAGUCAACCAACAGAUGCAUCAGUAAAACCUACCCAUAUGUUAGAAAAAGAACAGAGACCACAUGUCACAUCCGGAUUUCAGUCACAUCAGCCAUUUAAGUUUAGAAUUCCCAAGAAAUCAGGAGCAAGCGACAUUUUUGGACAACCAGCGGAUGUCGUAUCUUCUAAAAAGAGCAUUUUUGGAUCUCCAAUUGCGAAAACUGAACCUUUCUCGUUUAGUAGUUCUAAACUAGGCAGCGUUUUUGGCCAAAGUCAAACUUUUACGCCUACAACUUCCAACUUAUUUUCACAACCUCCCAGUUUCGGAUCAACGUCUGCAUCAGGGGGUUUCAAAUUUGACUUGAAAAUUCCAGAGAAAAAAGACAUAUCACCAUCAACGCCCUUAGCUUUAGAAGAUCAACCCAUGGAAGUUUUAGAAGCACAAAAACUAAAACUUCAACAACAACUGGAGGAGCAAAAAAGGAUUUUGGAAGAGAAAAAGCGGGAGGCUGAAGAGGCUUUGAAAAAAAAGAAAGCUGAACAGAAAUUAUUAGAAGAAAAACAAAAACAAAAGGAAGAGGAAGAAAAAAGACGCAGAGAAGAACUACUAAAACAAGAAUUGACAAAACUUGCAGAAAUGAAGAGAAAAGUUGAAGAAGAAAAGAGAUUAGAGGAGCAAAGAAAGAGAAAAGAGGAAGAAAAGAAACGCAGGGAAGAACAACUUAGAUUAGAAGAAAUAAAAAGAAAAGAGAAAGCUAAAAUGGAAGAAAUUGCCACAGCAGUUACACAAGUUAUGAAUGAUCUCAUUAAUCAAUUAGAAGAGAAUCUUAAAUGUGAAAGACUUCAAGAAAUAAAAGAAAACAUCAAGAAUUGGAAAUUAAAGCUGUUUGUGCACAAAUGGCGUUCCAAAAUUGAAUCCAAAAAGAGAAAACGAAAGAUAAUAGAAACUAGCCCUGUUUGGAUAAGUACCAGGUCUGCUGACAGGGAAGCCUCUCAACUUUUUACUGGCAUGCAAGAAUUAACUCUGCAAAACAUCAAGAGAUACAAAUUGGGAAAACCGAUUGAUCUGGAGCUACCCAAAAGACCUAAAAUCGAUAAAAUCGACUUCUACAAACUCUCACAAUCUCUUCUGAAUACAGUUAAGAACGAAACCAAACUGAGCAAAGAAAUAUUUUGGAAAGUUACAAUAUCACUUCCGGACUUCCGAGAAAUGAAACAUGGGCUGCCGGCUCUCGAAGAUAUUUUGACAGACUAUUUCGAAUGGAAGGAAGACAAAUACGGAACUACAGCUCUUAUAAAAAUGACAAAACUCCUCAGCUACAAAGUUACGUGCAGUAUAGAACGGAAGCAAGGUGUUAGGACUUUUGAGAACGACAGUAACGGGCUACUUUUCGUAGCAAAAAAUAUUAACAAUCUUCUUAUAUCACGAGUUAAAGAAAGCGUAAAAAACUUAAGAAAAAACGUUUCUGUACCUGUCUGUAUUCAGCUACUACAUGAACCAACAAAUAACGAAAUUGACCAACUCAGCGAUGUAUUGAAACAAGAAAGACAUAUUUGUAAUUACAUAAUUAUCAAAGACGCUUUCGAACCAGUUAGUUUUAUACAUUCGAUUGAAGAGAAUUUGUCCCUCUUGGCCAUGAGCACCAAACCACCUCCUAACUUGUUACUGAACACCUUAAGCAACUUCUUAAGAGAUAAUUUAUGCUCUGACUUGUGGAACUACGUGACUAGUUAUGGAAAGUGGAACCAUUUGUACAAGAAAUGCCUUCAAAGGCCAAACGUAGUGAUCAACUUAUUUAAUGAAGCAUUAGAAAGGCUCAAAAACAUAGUUAACAGUAGUGAUAUUAAAGAGUAUCCCGAUUUUCCGGAAGAAUUUCAGGAUUACUUGACCAGCAAGAUUCCCGAAAUACUUCCGUGUGAUUACAAAUAUUUUCCAAAAUUUUGGAAUAAAGACGAGUACAUACAUUUAGUUUCUAACGAAAUAAAAUCACUACAGUUACCAGAAUAUAAAGGCACGUGGCCCCCCGAAAACGAAUUGGAACUCGAAAAAGAUAUUUGUAAUUAUUGUUCAUUUGCUUUCCCCGAAAACGAAAAAAUUUUUUACAAAAUAAUGUCUGUGAUUCUUAAGGAGUUCGAUCCCAACGAGGACUUCGAAAAAAUCAGGAAAGUGUCAUGGGUAAACAUCAUAGAAACGAUAACCCUAGAAAAAAUUGAAAAGGCUGAUUUUUCUUUACGAAAAACCGAAUUUUAUUCGAAAUCGAUUUUUAAUCAAUUAAUACUUGUAUACGAUCCUGAAGAUGUAACCCGAUUUUCCCGAGACCCGUGGUUUUAUAUAACCAACCCCUUGGUAUCGUCUGAGAUGAAACAAAUUGGAAGACAAAUACAACAAAUUAAAUCUAAGAAAACAAUAAAAUUGAGAGAAAGAAUAAUCGACGAAGAAAAAAUCGAAAUUGAUUUGGAUCAGACAUUAAAGUCACUCUUACACAGAUCUGUAGAGGACGAAGAGAAUGUUAGGAAAAAUAAGGCAACUAUCAACAAUCUCGAAUUUUUACUUAAUGAUUUAGAAGAUAGUAUUAACAUCCAAAAGAAAAUCAGUGAAAGAUUUCAAAAUAUAGUUCAAUCAGUUCUUUUAGAUGUUUAAUUAAUUCUUGAUAUCAAAUAUGGAUAAAGUUUGUUGUUGUUUUUCAUUACAUACUAGCCAAUAAGUGACUCUCUGGCCUUAUUUUUAAUACAAUGUAUUGUUUUAAUACAAUUGCUGUUUUACCUACUUCAAUUAGAACAAUAAAGAGAUAACUUUCGAAAUUAAAUGAUUUGACAAUAUUUUAUAAUAAUAUAAAGUGAAUAUGUAUGUAUUAAAACAACUAUUCAAAUAACUGUCCCUUUUAUAAAGAAAGUUUAAUUAGAGACAGUCACAAAUUUAGCUAGUUUCAUACCUAUAGGAGAGGUCAUUGCCCUUAACCCCUCCCUUGUA
This is a messenger RNA of Agrilus planipennis (emerald ash borer), 5057 nucleotides long. RefSeq lists its product as uncharacterized. The record is from RefSeq and is a predicted model, not a curated record. Gene Ontology annotation, cellular component: transcription export complex 2; nucleus; cytoplasm. Lineage: Eukaryota; Metazoa; Arthropoda; Insecta; Coleoptera; Buprestidae. Gene Ontology annotation, biological process: mRNA export from nucleus. The transcript has 7 exons. The coding region runs from base 138 to 4727 and encodes 1529 amino acids. Gene Ontology annotation, molecular function: nucleic acid binding.